AUCUGCUGUGGCAUCUUGAGCCAGGAGUCCUGUGGAGGAUGACUGAUGUUCUACAUCUUCCUACUUCAUCCCUCUCUUCUCUGUUUUUUGAAAGGUUCAAAUGUGGGAGUUGUCCCAGAUGUGGCUGCUGCUGCUGUCGCCGUGGGAGAAUGCCUUGGUGGGUGAUUAGCACCAUUCAGUGAUGGGCUGUGGGACAAGCAAAGUGCUUCCCGAGCCCCCCACGGACGUUCAGUUGGAUCUGGUUAAAAAGGUUGAGCCGUACAUCGGUCAUCAAAAUGACGUGUACAAGCACUUCAUCAAGGAGGAUGCUGUCAAAGCCGGCUCCCCCUCGCCUCCGCGUCACACCUAUCCCUACUCCAGUGGCCACCCACCGAACUACGCAGAGCAGCCUGAGCCCCGCAAGAACAAGGUGGCAAAGUACCGGGCCAAGUUCGACCCCAGGGUGACAGCCAAGUAUGAUAUCAAAGCCCUGAUUGGCCGUGGCAGCUUUAGUCGUGUGGUACGGGUAGAGCAUAAGGCUACCAAGCAGCCCUUUGCAAUCAAGAUGAUAGAGACCAAGUACCGGGAAGGGAGGGAGGUGUGCGAAUCCGAGCUGUGUGUCCUGCGUCGUGUGCGGCACACCAACAUCAUCCAGCUCAUUGAGGUCUUUGAGACGCAGGAGCGAGUCUACAUGGUGAUGGAGCUGGCCACCGGAGGGGAACUGUUUGAUCGAAUCAUUGCCAAAGGCUCCUUUACUGAGCGAGAUGCUACCCGAGUGCUGCAGAUGGUGUUGGAUGGGGUGAAGUACUUACAUACCCUGGGCAUCACGCACCGGGACUUAAAACCAGAGAACUUGCUGUAUUACCACCCGGGGACGGACUCUAAGAUCAUGAUCACGGACUUUGGGCUGGCAAGCGCUCGGAAGAAAGGAGACGACUGCUUAAUGAAAACCACCUGUGGGACACCGGAGUAUAUUGCCCCAGAAAUCUUGGUCAGGAAACCCUACACCAAUUCUGUGGACAUGUGGGCACUGGGGGUGAUCUCGUACAUCCUCCUGAGUGGAACGAUGCCCUUUGAGGAUGACAACCGAACCCGCUUGUACCGGCAGAUCCUGAAAGGAAAGUACAGCUACUCAGGGGAGCCCUGGCCCAGCGUGUCCAAUCUGGCCAAGGACUUCAUUGACCGGCUGCUCACGGUGGAUCCCGGCGACCGCAUGACAGCGCUUCAGGCCUUGAAGCACCCCUGGGUAGUCAGCAUGGCAGCCUCCUCGUCCAUGAAGAACCUGCACCGCUCCAUCUCGCAGAACCUCCUCAAGAGGGCCUCCUCGCGCUGCCAGAGCACCAAGUCGGCCCAGUCCACCCGCUCCAGCCGCUCCACCAAGUCCACCAAGUCGCGGCGGGGGCGGGAGCGGGAGCUGCGGGAGCUCAACCUGCGCUACCAGCAGCAGUGCAAUGGCUGAGAGCUCCGCAGGGGCUGGGUUGCCAGCUGUCAUCCCAGGUGCGCGGGGACCCCCAGGCUCCUCCGGCGGGAGCGGCCCUCCGUGUGCACGAGGCUCAGGGGAAAUGGAACCCUUGUCCCCCCACCGGGCACCCCUCCCUCAGCUGGGCGGCGUUUCGGAGCCCGCUACAGGAAGCGGGGCAGCGAAGGCCGCCUUGGUGCUCGUUCCGGCCCAGAGCGAAGGUCAAAGUUCAGAGCCUCCGCUCCUCAGCAAAUCAGGGAGCCAUGUGAAGAGAAGAGCCCCCUCCCCGGCCCAGGGGUUUGGCUGCCUGUAGCUAUUUAUUGAUCCCAGGGUGUCAAGUCCCUGGAUAGGCAUGGACAGUACUUGUGAUGGGCUCCAUGAAGUCAUGCCAUUGAUGCUGGUGGGCGUCGCAUGCGCACAGCCACGGUUGGAGUCUUCAGGGAGGGGCAGGAAGCAGAGAGGUUCCCCCUGAGAGCCUGGUGACUGGUCGCGUCCCAGGUGACGCAUGCUGUUGCCGGAUUGGUGGGCAAACUGGAAGCUAGACUGAGCUCCUUGGAGCGCAGACCAUCUGCAGUGGCAGGUCCCUGUGCCCUGGCUGAGGGCUCCUAACCCUGAGGAGGGGAGGGUCCUGCAGGAGCUACACUUUUUGCAGGACACCUAAAAAGGGCUUUCCUAAAGCAAGCCCCUGCCCCCGAGCUGCCACUCAGGAGGGUCCCCCCAGUCUUGAGAAGUGAAGGCUUGUGAGCCAGGGCAGAGCGGGGGAGGGGGAAUUGGGCACAAAGGGAGGGUCUGCAGAGGCCAGUUGAGAUGUCUUUUGAGGCAGGCAGCACAAGGACAGCAGGAAGCAGAGCUUGGUGAUGGCAGGUGCCCUGUGGUCUGGGUGACCUCAGAGGCCAGCUGGCAUUCCUUUUCACCCCUGGCUUUGAAUUUCUGGGUUCUGCACCCUAGUGUUGUGCCAUGGACCCAACAGAGACAGGUGGUUCCAACAGUGCCACGUUACCGGGUCAAAACUGUGACUGUCCCAGCUAAUAUGCACUUGCCUCCUAUUCAGCCAUCUCCAGGCCUGCUGUUGGGAUAGCAGCCGGAGCUUCAGGGCAGGUUGUGGCAUGGACAAGGGAGUGGGGCGGGGUGUGGGGGGGGGUCAUGUCACUACAGAAACUCCCUGUCCGCACUGGGAGUGGAGCUUUUCCUACCAGACACUCAACCUGGAGCAUCAACCUCGGGAAGCACUGCUCCGUCGGUCACUUCGAUCCAGAGAGGAAAACAAGGAGCUAAGGCAGAAUCUUUCCUGUGGCUAGGAGGCGCUAGACCCCUGAUUGCCACUUCCUGACCCACAAGCCCUUUCAAAGGCCUUCUCCCCCUGCUGUAGGGCAAGUGAAGCUUCAGGCCAGGUCUUCACUCGAUUGAUCUUCCGGAGUUCGAUUUAGUGGGUCUAGAAAAGACCCGCUAAGUCACACUCAGAGGGUGCACCCAUCCGCAGCCGGUACUCCUGCUCUUGCGAGGAGUAAGGGAAGCUGACAGGAGUGUUUGCUCCCAUCGGCCUCCCGCUGCGGGGAUGAUAGGAAAACUCAAAUCAAGGUCUGUCGAUUCCAGCUAUGUAAUUAACGUAGCUGGAGUUGUGUAUCUUGAUUGGACCUUCCCCUUUAGUGUAGACCUGGCCUCAGAAAAGGCCAGAUUGGCGCCUGCUGAGUUCUGGUCUGGCCCAAUGUGUUCCUGGCUGGAACAGAGCCUGCAGGAACACGUGUCUCGCCCAGGAGGCUCUUCCUUCCGGGUCGGCAGCGUUACUCCUCAAAGCACUGCAGCCGUCGCAGGCUGUGUCAUCCGGAAAGGUCCUGGGUGACGUCCCUCCUGGAAGAUGUAGGGCCUAAUAUGUUUUGGGGAACAAAAUGCUUUUAGAGAGGUCGUCUCAGCUGGUUCUCGGUGACUCAGUGUCUGGCUCCAGAGGGCUGGCUGGCUUUCAGGUGUGUGUGGCACUGCGUCAUGGCGUGACCCAGGCCUGGCCUCUGGACGGGCUGUCAUCCUCUCUCACCGGUUUGAUUAGAGUCCCUCCGAAGAGAUCCCAGCUGAUCCCACCGUCCUGGGCUUUGCAUGAGCAGAGCUCCCGUUCUGACCGAUGCAACCUCGUCUCUUCAGUGGGAAAGCACCGAGGACGCUCGGGUGCACACAGCGGGAGCCAUACGGCUCAUUGUGCAGGCAGUUGUCUUAGACCUACCAUGCUUACGCCCAGACCGCAGCCCUGUGCAAGCCAGGAAGGGAAUGGUGGAGCUUUCCUGGGGGGCGAGUCCAAGCUCCUCUUAGAACCUCAGGUAACCUCCUGUCUCUCUGUCUGUGUGUCGCCUUCUCGCCCCCCAGGAGAGCCUAGGGCAGGAGUGAAGGCGGGGGGCGGGGUUGUCUCUGGAAAUGUGCUGCCAUCGCAGAUAGUUCUGCUAAUGAGGCCAUUUCGUCCGCUCUGCUUUUGGGCAACAGUGCGCGUGCCCUCCAUCUGCUCUGCCCCUCUCCGCCCGCAGGCCGAGACUCAGGAGUGCAAAAGUGCCCCAGAGGUGGCUUUCCCACGUUAACCUUUGCCCACCUGCCCCACUGGGAGUCCCUGCGUGCAUGUACCUUUUUCCCCUCUUAACUGUUGUUCUUGAGACUCGGCCCAGCGAGAGGUUGGGUCACUGGCUGCAGGAUUGAAUAAUCUCGUAAAUAACACACUGUUUGUGUAUCUGUGCCCAUCUUGCUGGUUUGCACUUUCCCCGGACAGACCUCUCCUGCUCAGUAUGUGAACAUUGUCCUCCCCGGCCGCGUUUAGCAGUGAAAUGUGACUGCCGUUAGCAUCUCCGAGGGUCUGUCGGGUUAGUCGGUAUCUGCAAAACCAGCGAGGAGCCCUGGGGCACCUUAAAGACAAACAUUUCCUUGGGCAUCAGCUUUUGUGGGUAGAAACCACUUGUUGGAGGUCUAAGUGUUUGUUACUCUCAAAAGCUGGGCAUUUUGGAGUGAGAGGGACACCUAGUGGCAAAUCUCAGAUCGCCUUGCAGAGAGAGAGCUCUUUGCAUGCUGUUACCGGUUUUGGUACACAGGUUUUGGUGGAGGUGAUGGGAAAGAGGGAUGUCUUCAGAGCUGCUGCCCAAGCCAGUGAAUAAUUCCUGUCUUUAACCAGCACAGCUCCCUUUUUAGUCCCUUGGAAAAACUGCCCGGAUGAUUUUGCCCAGCUGCCCUGCAGCACAUGGGACUGGCGAGGCGGGGGGACGAUUCUUGGGCACGUGUGCUUGAACCUUUGGCACCAAAGCUGUGAUCUGCUGGUGUGUGCAUGCUAGUGAGGAGUCUUUCCCUCUGCCAGUGAGCUCCCUCAGGUGUCUGAGCAGAGUGGUUAGGCCCUCUCGGACAGUGCCCCCUCCCCCAGCCUUUCCCUCUACCCACGAGGCCUGGGUGCGUUCUCCUCCUGUGCGCUCAGUGACGCUUCAUUCCUUGAGCGGCAGCAUGUACACAGCUGCUCUCUGUGACUGCUCAGCUCCCUGCAGCUGGGAAUGAAUUUUAGCCACCGGGUUGUUUGAAAAUGGCUGGGACUGCUGUGCUAUGCAUUGUCCUUGGUGCGUGAUUGGUCACCUAAGGCACAUGCGUUCUUUGCUCCUCCUGGAGGUCGAAGUUGCCGUCUGUGCAUGUGGGUAUGGGUACUAGCCUGAAGAGCAGCCACUCACCACAUACGGGUCUGAAAUAAUGGUCACGGUCACCAAAGGGACCGGCAGGAAACUGGCUGAGUGGGACGUCAGUUCAGUCUUCUGCUGCCGACCAGUGAGCGCCUGCAGGGAGGCAGCAGAGAGCAAACGGCCUUUGACUGGAAGCGAUCGCUGAGUGCCGAGACCCGGUGUGAAACUUUGCACCCUAAUGCAUUGUCCUGGGCUAAGGAUCUGCUUUCCACACUAUUCACUCCAGCCCCCGGAAAUGUCCUGUCAAGAGCUAAGGGAACUACCUGAGGCUGCCUAUUGGAACUUAGCAAUACUGUGUGAAUUGGUCUCUUCUUUCUGACUGGGCGUUAGUUUCAGCUGGCCUGGGCUUGCGGGGGAGCUGGUUCUGACUUCGGAGGAAGCUUUCCGUUGGAUCCUGCAGAUUUUGGCGCAUUCGCAGAAAUAACCAAGGGCUUCCAAAGCGAACCGCCAACAGGCUGCAUACAGCCGAGGCAACUUUGGAUCCUGCUUUUGAAUGUACUGGAGUUGGACUUCUCACGGGCCUUUGCCAACCUCCCCCCAAAAACGUUGUGAAGCAAACCACGCAGUCAUGGCUGUAAGAGGGAAGGGCCAUAGGAGACACAGUGGUGGAACAAAUGGUCCCCUCAGUAGCCAGGGAGGAAGGGUGACAUCCCACGAGGGUCCGGACCGGGACCGCGCUGGUCACACUCAGAACUAGCUGGAAAAGGGGAUGUGCAGGGAAGAGGUGCAAUGUGCAGAUGAUACAAAAUGAGUCAAGAAAGGCCCAAGUUAUAACAGGGUUCACAAAAGGGCUCUUAGCCAAGAUGGGCAGGGACGCAGCCGUGGUCUGUCUCCUGGCCCCUCCCAGUGCAACGCCAAAUGGCUACGUGCCAACCCGAUGGGAAGGAGACCGUGAAGUAUUCCAAAACAAGCUGCUGUCUUCCCUAAUGGUCAGAGUUCAGUGGAACCCCAGAGGCCCUCGUAGUGCUGGGAGCUCUGCAAACCCAGGGGAAGGGCUCCCAGGCGGAAGUAGCGAGGCCGUCCUGCUGCUUUGGGUGGGGACUUAGACCCCAGCAACAGUGAAGUUCCUGCAACAGAGGUUUGGGGGCAGUCUGCCUGCUGGUGGCCUGACCUCUGUGGGCAGGGGGGUCUCCAGGCCUCGGUAUUUUUGCUAUAGUCGUUGUAAUGUUGUCUGCUCUGGUACCUUCCCAUGGCUGCUUCCUUUGCCAGGCUCCGGCCUGCCCCAUGCCCCAGGCCUUGCCUUCAGCGCUGCCGCGUGCGCUGCCGCCCGGCCUGUUGUAGUGGGGCGAGGCUGAGGCUGGGCAAUUCUAGAGUGAGCCGGCACGGUCGGUGACAGAGCCCCCCGAACGCCGGUGGCUGACUGGGGUCGGACGGGGGCUCUGUCUCUCUCAUGCCUUCAUCAGAAUCUAGGCUGCCAGUGGGUGUGAAGUGACGUCGGGUUUCCUGUUUCCGCGGCUGGGGUCUCAUCAAGGGGACCCCCAUUAUUUCCCGACUGCUGAAAAGGGCUUCAGGUCCCCCAGCACGGCUCCUGCCUCUCUGGGGCAGCAGGUGCCACUGCCACGAAAGCUGCCCUUUUGCCUACAGUAUUCUGCAGUGGGUGCCACGCUACGGCUGUGGGGCAGACUGCUCCCUGGGGCCAGACUCCGCUCGUGCCAGGAGCAGCUGGCAUAGGAAGAGGCUGUGUCACCUCUGCCACAGGGAAUUGCCUGCUGCCUCCCUCUGGCCAAAUACAGCCAUUGUGUGACCUCUGGCUGGAGGAUCUGUCCCAGCAUCUCGAAAGGCCAGCCAGGCCACCCCGGGACCUCCAUUCAUUGCCCCUUCGGGGGAGCAUCUCCCCCUCCGGUGGCCAGGCUGCCCUCCGUCUUUACAGCAGGGCGGGAAGGUCUGGGACUAGGAACACGUCUGGUCUGGCUCCCAAGUGCCCUCCCAGAGCAGCAGCAUCCGUCUGUCUGGGCACAGCUUGACCCCCAGAGCAUCUCUGCUCAGUGCCUACCUCCUUAUCCAGGAUCCUUCGGGCUUCCUGUCAGAACGUAACCCCUCGAGAACCCGCUGCAAACCAACCAGCCCGCGCGGGGGGUGGGGGGAGAGGGGGCGGCGUGUGUGACAGCCUUUGGUAGCUCACGUUCACCCUCUGGGCUGUAAAAUGAAAAAUCCGUGAUAUUGUGUGACUGAGGCAGGCGCCAGCUUGGCUUCCUGGGGAGUCGCCCCUUGGAAAGCAGUGCAGAAAGUGAGUCCUGCAUGCCUGUUAACGGGGCCGUUGUGGUGUGAGCGUGACCCCCACCCCGGGGCUCUUACACAGCUUCCAACUCUCCUGUCUCUUGAAACACUGCCACGAAGUGCCUGUGCUGUUUGGUGCCUUGUCUCCGAUUGGGCAGGGCCUGCGCUGACCUCCUCCCUCCCACCAGGUUCUUUGUCCAAAUGUUUCCUUUUCCGGAGAGCUCUGCAGCCCUUCAGGGCUCCCAGGCAUGUGUCCGCGAGCCAGACGCCUGCAUCGCCAAGAACGUGCCAUAGGAAAGGCAGUGUCUGGUGGUGCAGAGAGCACGGCUGGAUCCCGCUGGUGAGCUGCCAGGUACUCUGCCCCCCUCCAGCUGUAUUUCCCCCACCUACGCACAACCCCCUCCUCCGUCCCAGCCGAGCUGCGGGUGGGGCCCACAUGCAGGCGCCUGUUGGACAGAGCCCGUGCCAUGAGUGCGCGUGGAAAUGCUGUGACCCUUCCUGCCAAGGUGCCGCUGGGACUGCCUCAGGCCUGGCUCUGGAUUUUGUGUCUGGUCUCCUUUGCCACGUUGGCGCUGCUGAAGGUCCUCGCCCCGCUCUGGCUCCGUGCUGUGCGGCUCGCGGGGGCCGGUCCGGUCCUGGGGUUUGCCUUUCGGUUCCCUAAGGAACGGCCUGUGGAGCCCCGGUCGUUAGCCUGCCGUGUUCCAGGAGGGGCUAGGGUUAUUUAUUUUGUGCAUCCCGUCUGUUCAAUGUGCACAUGUAUCCGGUGUAUCAAUAAACCUCCUGUCCCUAUU
Molecule: messenger RNA, 8132 nt
Organism: Pelodiscus sinensis (Chinese soft-shelled turtle)
Lineage: Eukaryota; Metazoa; Chordata; Testudines; Trionychidae
Source: RefSeq, a predicted model, not a curated record